Molecule: messenger RNA, 426 nt
Organism: Colletotrichum lupini
Lineage: Eukaryota; Fungi; Ascomycota; Sordariomycetes; Glomerellales; Glomerellaceae
Exons: 2
Coding region: 1-426 (141 amino acids)
Source: RefSeq, a predicted model, not a curated record
AUGCUGAAUUUGCAGGUUGCGUAUGCCUUUUCCACUGUCGACCAACGCUGGAGAGACUGGCAGGCAGAUUACAGAUGGACACAAAAGCGGUGGAUGGGUGACACAGGUGGUAACAGGCCUGUUGGCCGAAUCCCAAUCGUCCUCCCCCACGCUUCCCACGCUUCCAACGGGGUGUCGGCGUCCAAGGAGAGGCCGCCGCCAUGCUCAGUCUGCUUUAGAUCAGUGAUGAAAAUUCUCGACAACCUGACUUUAAUUUCAAUGGUCGGUGGCAUGCUUCUGCGGGAGGGUGGCUUCAUUGAUGAUGGGAGGGGCCGGCGCACCCGCCCUUCAAUGCGAGCUCGACAUUUUGUCUUGGCAUACAUCAUCAAAAUCCGCCAUCGCCGACCCCGUGGUGGUCGGGCCAUCCUUUGCUCGGCGAUUUCCUAG